Penicillium chermesinum is the source of this 1674-nucleotide messenger RNA. RefSeq lists its product as uncharacterized. The record is from RefSeq and is a predicted model, not a curated record. The transcript has 5 exons. NCBI's taxonomy places the organism in Eukaryota, Fungi, Ascomycota, Eurotiomycetes, Eurotiales, Aspergillaceae. The coding region runs from base 1 to 1674 and encodes 557 amino acids. Gene Ontology annotation, cellular component: mitochondrion. Gene Ontology annotation, biological process: anterograde axonal transport.
AUGGCCGAUGAGACCCCUGUCGCUGCGGCCACUGAGCAGCCGGAGCCCACCGUCGCGGCCGACAAGGAGUCCCAAAAUGUGACCUCGUCCAACACCGAGUCUGCCGUUGCGGUUUGCCCUGUGCGACACACCUCCGCUGAUCCACCUCCUCCCACAGAGAAUGCGAUUGCGCCUGAUGCUGCGAAGGAUUCUGAUGCGCAGGCUGACAAGGCCGAAGCACCCGCUGACGCGACCACCUCCACCAAAGAUGGCGAGCCUGCCCCGGCUGGGUCUGCCAACGGUACCCCCUCUGCCUCCAAGAACCGACGUCGUUCAAGCGGUGUCACCGACAAGAAGCUCAGCCGCAAGAAGUCGCAGAGCCGCAUCACCCACCUUGAUGCUAAGCCUGGUGAUUACUACCUUGCCCGUCUCCGCAGCUAUGCACCAUGGCCCGCCAUCAUUUGUGACGAAGAGAUGCUGCCCCAGUCUCUCCUCGACAGCCGCCCCGUGACCGCAGCUCAGCCGGACGGCACCUACCGUGCCGACUAUGCCGAUGGGGGCAAGCGUGCUCACGAGCGUACCUACCCCGUCAUGUUUUUCGGAACCAAUGAAUUCGCUUGGAUCACCAACACCGCUCUAACCAAACUUGACCCCGCCGAGUGUAAGGAGGUCUCGGAGAAGAACAAAUCCAAGCAAUUGAUCGGUGCCUACCAGGUUGCAUCCGAGGGUCAUGAUUUGGCUUAUUUCAAGGGUCUGCUCGCCGACCACCAAGCUGCUGUUCAGCAAGAGAAUGAUGAACUCGAAGCCGAGGAAGAGGCAAAGGCGAAAGCGAAGGCUGAGAAGGCGGCUUCCAAGAAGACCAAGCGCAAGAGCAAGGGUGCCGAGACUGACGUUGAGAUGGAAGACGCGGACGAUUCUAAAAAAUCCAAGGCCGCCCCAAAGAAGCGCAAGAAGGAUGCUGAGACUGAUGGUGAGGCUGACAAGCCCGCGAAGACUCCCAAGACAGCUACAAAGCUGAAGCUCAGCACUCCCAAGCCCCCGGCUGAGGCCAAGUCGACUCCUGCCAGCAAGACCAAGAAGGCGCCUCCCAAGAAGGGCAAGGCCGCUGCCGCUGCGGAGGAGGAGACUAAGGAGACCAAGCAGCCCGAGAAGAAGGUUGACCCUGAAGAGCUCAAGAAAAAAAAGCACAAGGAGGUUCUUUUCCUGCGUCACAAGCUGCAGAAGGGCUUCAUUUCUCGCGAUCAGCCGCCUAAAGAAGAUGAGAUGGCUACCAUGUCUACCUACUUCGAUAAGCUGGAGAAGCAUGCGGACUUGGAUGUCACUACCAUCCGCUCAACAAAGAUCAACAAGGUUCUCAAGAUGAUCGUUAAACUCAACUCUAUUCCUCGUGACGAGGACUUCAACUUCCGCGACCGCUCAAUGGCCAUUUUGUCCAACUGGAAGCACGUCCUGGAUAACGAUGGCCCGGGUGCAUCUACGGACAAUGAAAAUGGUCCUUCCCCCAACGGCGCUCCCGCAGCGGAGGAAUCCGCCGAGACCCCGAAGCUGGAGACUGAAGAGGAGAAGGAAGGCGAGAACAAGGCUAGCGCCGAAGAUACCCAUAUGCCCGACGUUGAUGAGGCUGAAACCGCGGAUGACAAGCCUGCCCGGGAGGUAGAGAAAGCCGAGGAGACGCCCGUGGAGGCCAGCGCAUAA